GAUGAUAAGUUAUAACUCGCGCAGCAGUGUUUGACAUCAAACACAUUUAUGGAUCGUUUCAUUUGAUUUUUUCGAUUCGAAACAAUGACCACCACCACCACCGCCAACAAUAACAAAAAGAAUGGUAACAAAAAAUUUAAAUUUGAAAUUGGUGAAAAAGUACUUUGCUAUCAAGAUAAACAUAUUUAUGAAGCUAAAUGUUUAGAUAUUCGUAAAUCAAAUACAUUGAUUGAAUAUUUAAUACAUUAUCGUGGUUGGAAACCUAAAUACGAUGAAUGGGUAUUGGCCGAUCGUAUACUUAAAUAUACACAGGAUAAUCUUAAACUUCAACAAAAAUUACGACAAUUUAAAAAAAAUCGUCGUAAAAGAAAAUCAAAAAAAUCUGAUCAUGAUGAUGAUGAAUUGAAAAAGAAAAAAUCAACGAAAAAAGAUGAUUCUUCGAAAAAACUCGCUAACAGCUCAGAUGGUAAUUCUACCAAUAAUAAUAAUAAUUCGGUAAAUCAUAAUUAUAAAAAUCUAAAUUCCAACGAUAUCGAAGUACCUGUUCAUAUUGAAAAUCAACAAGAUUUUCUCAAUAAACGUGAAGUUAAAAUUCGUAUACCUGAAGAUUUGAAAACAAUUCUGACCGAUGAUUGGGAAUUGAUUAUCAAUCAGAAAAAAUUGGUUCAUCUUCCAUUCAAAUUAAACAUUGAUAAAAUAUUGAAUGAUUAUUUUUUCAACAAAUCACAAGCAGCUAAAUUACCAUCAAAUCAUACGCUCGAUGGUUAUAUUGAUUUCCUUAAUGCUAUACGAAGAUAUUUUAAUUUUUUUCUCGACAAAUGUUUAUUAUAUCCAUCGGAAAAACAACAAAUGGAAUAUUUGAUAAAAAAUUAUGAUGAAUUCGCUAAAACAGCCAAAUCUAUUUCAACAAACAACAAAGAUUCAAAACGUUUACAAAAGAAAUUCAAAAAAUCUACAUCAAAAUCCGGAAACAAUCGUUUUGUUUUAUCAUCAAAUGUAUUGACAAAUGAAAAUGAAAACACACCGUCUAUUAAAUCUCCUCGUUUACCAUUAUUGUUCACCGAUCAAAAUAGUCAAAGCGAAACAUCGGAUAGUUGUAGUACAAGUACUGAAGUAUCAAGUACCGAACUACAAAAUUGUCAACAACAAAAUAAAUUGGAUCCAUCAAACACCACCAGUGUUAUUAUCAACAACAAUGAAAAACAAAUCGAUUUUACUAAACUUUAUGGUGCUGUUCAUCUUUUACGUUUGUUCACUAAAUUGGGACAAUUUAUUUUUUACACUGAUCUCAAUUCAGAACGUAUCAAUCUAGUAAACAGUUAUAUUUAUGAUUUUUUAAAAUAUUUAAGCAAAAAUCUUUGGCUUUUUGCUAAUGAAUCGGAUACAUCUUAUAUUGAUUCAAUUUUACUUUGUAAAUAA
Dermatophagoides pteronyssinus (European house dust mite) is the source of this 1419-nucleotide messenger RNA. Its product is annotated as mortality factor 4-like protein 1. The record is from RefSeq and is a predicted model, not a curated record. NCBI's taxonomy places the organism in Eukaryota, Metazoa, Arthropoda, Arachnida, Sarcoptiformes, Pyroglyphidae. Gene Ontology annotation, biological process: chromatin organization; regulation of DNA-templated transcription. Gene Ontology annotation, cellular component: NuA4 histone acetyltransferase complex; nucleus.